GGUUCAGUCAACCUUAACUAGUACCCGCACAUCGUGUUAACCAGUCGCGGAACCAAUUCGUAGUAUAGUACCAUCGCAUCCUCCAAUAAAAAUCUAUAUGGAACAUUAAAUUGAAAUUCGAAAACUUCCCGUUACACGCUCUUAUCAACCGCUGAUAGUGAUAACAGACGUUAUGGUUAUGGUUAUGGUUAUCGACCAUUCUUCGAGCUUUUUCGUUAUUUACCUAGUUGUUCGAAAGUGGUGUUGUUAAUCUGUGAUAGUACAGUAUAUAUAUUUAUUGUAAAACAUGUUUAAAAGACAGCGUUCGAAAAAUAGUUCUUCUGGAAUGCAAAACGGGGAUGGUACCCCGCCUACUAUCGUGGAGAAUAAUGGGGGGAAACCCCCCGUGUCUCCCGUUUCGAGGAAUACCCUGCAGUUUUAUUCUCAAUUAGCGCACGGGAGUCCUACGGCUUUUGUGUCCGGAUUUUCUAAUGUUAAGGAGUUGUAUGAUAAAAUUGGGGAAUGCUUUGACAUACCGCCCUCAGAGAUUUUAUUUUGUACAUUAAAUACCUACAAGACAGACAUGAAGAAACUUCUUGGAGGUCAGAUCGGUUUGGAAGACUUUAUAUUCGCUCACAGAAAAGGCAGGCCUAAAGAAGUGGAAUUAACAAAAUCAGAAGAUGCACUAGGGCUUACAAUCACUGAUAAUGGCGCAGGAUAUGCUUUCAUUAAAAGAAUAAAAGAAGGAUCUGUCAUUUAUAAUAUACCACACAUACAGGUAGGAGACCAUAUAGAAAAACUCGACGGACAAAACAUGGUUGGAAAACGACAUUUUGAAGUGGCCAAAGCACUUAAAGAUAUUCCAAAAGGAGCCACCUUUACAAUUCGAUUGGUCGAACCAAUGAAAAGCGGAUUUUCUAGUAUAGCACCCAAACUAAAUAAAACAAAUGGUACGAAAAAGGGUUACGGUAGUGGUAAAGAGACUUUAAGGUUCAAAGCGAGUGGGAAAGCUGAAAUCCAAGAGCAGGACUCGAUGAUGGACGCUGGUGUCGAAAAAAUCAACAACAUUCUAGAAUCGUUCAUGGGCAUCAACGACUCCGAGCUGUCGGCGCAGAUAUGGGAAUUAUCGGUGGGCAAACAGAAUUCCAUGGAUUUUGCUGAAUCCAUAGAUGAAUCGGAUCUCGCCGUUUUCGAAUUCAGCGACGAGAUUAUCAUUGAACUUUGGGGGGCAAUCACUGAUGCAAGAGAUGGAAGGUUAUAAUAAACAAUAUGUGCCAGGAAAAAAAAUGUAUAUGUACAUUACGAGGGAUGUUCGAAAAUUAGUAGGGAUAAUUAUUUUUUAUAUUUAUGAUAGUUGUGGUCCACGUUGUCGAUCUUAAAUAUAAAUGUAAAAGUGAUACAUAUAUUAUUUAUUAACUACUAUACCAUUAAAUUUGUUAAAUUUUGUUAAAAUAGUGCUCUCUGUUCAUGUAUUAUUUCAGAAACCUAAGAUAAAAGGAUCAUUAAAUAUUAUAUAUACUUAUGUUUACUCCUUUUUUGAACUCCCUCGUAUUUAAUUGCAAUUUCUCAAUAGUAUUAAUAGGUAUUUGUUCUAUUUAAUAUUAUAAAACUAUUUUUAACUUUGUAUUUUUUGUAAAUCUAAAAAUUGCCUACACUUAAAUAUUUGACAGAAAUGCCAAUCUUGGUAUGUAAUAAAAAAAUUGUGAGAGAAAAGCAGGAGUGUGUCUUAAAUAUGGUUUAAUUAGAUAUUUUGGAAUAAAAUCACGAAUAUUAAAUAAUUUUGUUCCUUUAGUUUAAAAAAGAAGAUUAUAUUUCGAUGUUAUAAUAAAAUAAAAAUGUUAUAUUAAAUUAAAAGUCCUCAGUAGUAUUUUGUAACUUACACAUCUUAAUUUAAACAUAUUUUAGGCUUUUGUAAGAUUGGUUUUAAUACUUCUGCGCUAUUUAUAG
This is a messenger RNA of Psylliodes chrysocephalus, 1926 nucleotides long. The record is from the annotation of a GenBank genome assembly. Lineage: Eukaryota; Metazoa; Arthropoda; Insecta; Coleoptera; Chrysomelidae.